Messenger RNA from Coniophora puteana RWD-64-598 SS2, 2873 nucleotides. Its product is annotated as heparinase II III family protein. NCBI's taxonomy places the organism in Eukaryota, Fungi, Basidiomycota, Agaricomycetes, Boletales, Coniophoraceae. Bases 260 to 2593 code for a protein of 777 amino acids. The transcript is spliced from 4 exons. The record is from RefSeq and is a predicted model, not a curated record.
AUGACAGCAGAGGCAGGCUCAGAGACAUGACUUCGCUUAGUCACAGCGAGGCGACAUCUGUCCACUUGGAGGCCCAGAUCUGACCCCGCCACUUGACAUUUUGCUUGGCAUUCGGUGUUGACGGUCACCGUCGUCCGCUCAACAACGAGGUUGCCAUCCACCACCACCUUCAUACCCUCAGGCUCUCUUUUCUUCGCAAGCCCACCCGUGUCUCUCUUUUUCUCCUUCAAAAGCAGCCCUUUUUACUUCUCUCGCAGCCAUGGCUGCUAACUACUCUAACGUAAACAACGCCAGCUCACCCUAUGGGUCUGGCGAUCCAUACUACAGCCAGUCCACAGGCUACAUCACCCCCCAGACUCCCCCAAAGAAGAAGACCAGCGGAUGGAUCAAGUUUGGUGUACCAGUCGCCCUCAUCAUCAUCGUCGCAGCUGUCCUCGGUGGUGUCUUCGGUAGCCGCGCCAGCAAAAAUAGUACUUCUGCCAGCUCCGCCGCCGCCGCCGCCUCCGCCUCCAGCGUAAAGAAGGAAAUUGGCAUUUUCGCGACUGGCACCGAUAGUCUCUACGGCCUGCCCAUCUACCCUUCCACUACCAACUCGGCUGCCUUCUCGUCACCCACCUUCAUCUCCACCCAAGACUCGACCCUCGCCUGGCCCCAAGACUCCUUCAAGCCUUCGAGCCCAAGCAUCACCAACCUCCGUCCGGACAGACCCCGCCUCAUCGCCCCGUCCUACAAAUGGGCCGCCCUCCCCACCCUCAUCGCCAACGACCCGUACAUGUCUUACUGGAACCAGACCAUCUUCAUGAACGCCACCAUCUGGUACAACGCCGAUCCGGUCCCGUAUAUCCUAGAUGGCGGCAACGGUAUUCUCGAUCCCGCCCGCCAGGUCAAGCAGCGCAUCAAGGCCUUUUCGUACUGCUACCGCGUCUCCAACGACACCAAGUGGCUCGAUCGCACCUGGGUUGAGCUUCAGAACGCCGCCGGAAACCUGACUGGUGGCUGGGGUCCGAACAACUCCACGAAAUGGAACCCGGUCCACUUCCUCGACACCGCCGAGAUGACGGCCGCGUACGCGAUCGGCUACGACUGGCUGUACGAUGUCUGGUCGGACACCCAGAAGCAGGCGAUCAUGUGGUCGAUGAUCACCUACGGCCUGAACAACGGCGCGAUCGCGUACUCGGACCACGACACGAGCUACUACGGCUGGUGGACCAAGGGCACGCAGGGCAACUGGAACUGCGUGUGCAACGGCGGGCUCACGAUGGGCGCGCUGGCGAUCCUGAACGACGACCCGACGGGCGUCGCGCAGGCGCUGCUGCAGCAGACGAUUCCGAGCGCGCUGGGCAACUGCAUUCUCGCGACGUCGAGCGACGGGACGUGGUCCGAGACGCCCGACUACUGGUACUUUGGCACGACGGGGCUCGCGGAGCUCGCGGCCUCGGUGCAGUCUGCGACGGGCUCGGAUCUGGGGCUGCUGAGCACGAACGCGAAUCUGCACCUCGGCGCGCUGUACCACAUGUACGUGACCGGCCCGGGCUCGCUGUUCAACUGGGGCGACAAUGGGGUGAACAAGUACACGGCGACGGCGAACGCGGUGAUGUUCUACGGGCAGGCGUUCGACAAGCCCGCGUACCAGCUGUUCCAGCGCGACGCGCUCGACGCUGCGGACCCGUGGAACAUGUUCUGGUACAACCCGACCGUGUCGGGCGCGUUCUGGGACGGGCUCGCGCUGGACCACUACUUUGAUAACAGCACGGACCAGUGGGCGUCGAUGCGCUCGAGCUGGGCGGACGAGAACGCGCUGUUUGUCGGCGCGAAGGCGGGCACGCUGCAGGGGCACCAGAGCCACAACGAUCUGGACUGCGGCGACUUUGUCGUGGACGCGCUGGGCGCGCGGUGGUUCGGCGAGCUCGGGGACGAGAAUUAUCUUGUGCCUGGGUAUUUUAGCAACGACGACCAGGAUUCGCAGCGCUGGUUGUAUUACCGCAAGCGGACGGAGGGCCAGAACGUGGUGCUCGUCGGCGGGGCGAAUCAGAACGUGAAGGCGGCGCCGACGGUCAAGUUUGACAGCUCGAACACGGUGCAGGGUGCGACGACCGUUGCGGAUGUGUCGAGCGACUCGACGGCGUACUUUGUGUCUGAUCUGACCAGCGCCUACUUCAACGUCACGUCGAUGAAACGCGGGAUCCGGAUGAUCAACGCGCGCAAGCAGGUGCUCGUGCAGGACGAGAUCAACUCCCAAGCGCCCGUACAAUGGCGCGCGCACACGAACGCGACCGUCUCGCUCUCGAACAACAACCAGACCGCCACCCUAACCAUCGGGGACGCGACGAUGGUCGUCGAGCUCGUGAACCCCCCCUCGGGCGCCGCGUUCAGCACUGUGGCAGCGACGCGCCUUCCGACGGAUCCGACGCUGCCCGCGGGCGGCGAGGAUCUGCCGAACGACACGGUGACGGUGCUCGCUGUGAGCUUGCCGGCGGGGCAGUACACGCUGCAGGUGCUGAUGACGCCGCAGUGGCCGGGGCUGAGCCAGGGGUCGCUGAAGAGCCCGGGGUCGGUGGCGCUGGAUCAGUGGUCGUUGAGCAGUCAUCCGUGAGUGAUGUCUGGGCGGGGCGGGGGCUAGGUUUCGGUACUCAGCGUAAUGGUAUGGAUACUUUGAUUCUUCUGAUAUCACUUUUUUAGUUUUAGUUUUACUUCUACUUACGAUGCAUGCUACGGUAGUCGACGACGUGGUGUUUGCCGACCCUUUGGUCUGUUUGUUCUUUCAUUUACUGCGAUAUCCACCCAUUUGGUCUUACCCUAGCUACUCAUCACUACGUGAUCAGCGUGAAGAUUUUGGUCGUAAAUUUGAAUGGACGCGACGUUACCCAUCGGAA